CGCAGAUACUAAGGCUAACUAUCUGGAACAUGCACAUAAGAGAGAGCAGUUUACUGACACUUAUUAUUGCUCUACUUGAGAUUUGAACUCUUGUUGGUAAAGCUUAUUUAUGGCUCCUUUGAACGUUUAGGAGGAUUGCUGAGGUUCGAGAGAAUGAAAGGCGUAAGGCACUGGAAGAGAUCAUCUACUCUUUGAUUGUUCAAAAGUUUCUCGACAAAGGCAUCACAAUGAUACCAAAGAUAACACCCACCUCGGAUCCCGCUGGACGAGUGGACUUCUGGCCGAACCAGGAGCAGAAGCUGGAGUCUGUUCACUCUGCUGAAGCCUUCGAAAUGAUACAAAGCCACCUAUCUCUCGUCUUAGGAGACCGCUCGGUGGGCCCUCUCGAUACCAUCAUCCAGAUCAGCAAAAUCAAACUAGGCAAGCUAUACGCAGCUUCAAUAAUGUACGGAUACUUCCUGAGAAGAGUUGAUGAGAGGUUCCAGCUCGAGAGAACCAUGAACACCCUUCCCCAAGGUUACGAUGAGAACCGGGCUAGAUACGAGGAACUCAGAUCCUCGACCAAGGGGCUGUGGGACCCAGACUCCUUAAUAGAAAUGAUGCCGGAUGAUGGUGGUGAUAACGUUGAUGAUGGAACGUCAUACAGACUGAGGUCGUAUGUUAUGUACUUGGAUGCAGAGACGCUUCAGAGAUACGCGACCAUGAGAUCUAAAGAAGCGGUUUCUUUGAUCGAGAAGCAGACCCAGGCACUGUUUGGUAGGCCGGACAUAAGGAUAGCGGAGGAUGGUUCGCUAGACACGAGCAACGAUGAAGUGGCCUCUCUGACCUUCUCCGGACUGACAAUGCUGGUCUUGGAAGCAGUAGCAUUCGGGUCUUUCUUAUGGGAUGCUGAGAGCUAUGUUGAGUCCAAGUACCAGUUCUUGAAUGGCUGAGAGUUCUAUUCUUUUCAUAUCUGGAUUUGUUAUGAUAGCUUUGUAGGUUGUACAAAACAGGAAAUUUGUUUUACAUUGUAAAACGAGGGAUGUUGUAUACUUGUAUUCUUGUUUGGGGAUAUGAAAGAACUGAUAGCAGCUGAAGAGGUUGUAUAAGCAGGGUGAAAGAAAAAGGAAAAAUAUUAUUGCUUCCAUUUGUUUGCAUCGGUAGUCAUCUACAGUACAUAAACAUCUGUCAUCAGGUAAGAACCCAGAAAAGAGUAAAUGACGCCAAUCCCCCACGCUUUCAGUUUGUGAAGCCCACAGUUCAAAUUGGGCCUCACCGUCACGAGAAGUUCGGCCCAUUAUAGCAUAUAUCUACCGCGGGAGAAAAAGAGCGGGUAAAAGAAAAAAAGGCAAAAUACAACGGUAUAUCCACAACUAUCAGAUUUGUGACAAAUAUAUCUACAACUAUCGAAAUACACAAAAUAUCCAAAAAUCAGAAGGUUCUGUGACAAAUCUAUCCACUUCCGUCUGAACCUAUAACGGCGUGUCGGACGACGUUAAAUUGACUAACAGAAUGCUGAAUCGAUGCCAUCUCACCUGCCACAUAAGCCAAAAAGCAACCAAACUUUACACGUAGAUGCCAAAUAGGCUAGUUGAAUAAAGACAAAAUACAGUU
This is a messenger RNA of Linum trigynum, 1593 nucleotides long. Lineage: Eukaryota; Viridiplantae; Streptophyta; Magnoliopsida; Malpighiales; Linaceae. The record is from the annotation of a GenBank genome assembly.